This is a messenger RNA of Lycium barbarum (goji berry), 1089 nucleotides long. RefSeq lists its product as uncharacterized. The coding region runs from base 87 to 752 and encodes 221 amino acids. NCBI's taxonomy places the organism in Eukaryota, Viridiplantae, Streptophyta, Magnoliopsida, Solanales, Solanaceae. The transcript has 7 exons. The record is from RefSeq and is a predicted model, not a curated record.
AACGUGGUAUUUAAUGGCGGCAUUUUGAAUUUUACUAAAAUUCACAAGGCAAGGCGUCUUUUGGGUUAAAUGUUGUGAAUCGGAAGAUGGAGAAGAAGGAGAUAAUAAGAAAGGCAGAGGAGUUGGUAGAGAAUGCAAUGAGAGGAAACGACGCUUCACAUGAUGCUGCCCAUGCCUUUCGAGUUAGAGACCUUGCCCUUUCACUUGCUCGCCAACAAGCCCUUUCUUCUCAUUCCAUGCUAAUCGUGGAACUGGCUGCUCUUCUGCAUGAUAUAGGUGACUACAAAUACGUAAGAGAUCCAUCUGAGGCAAGGAUUGUUGAGGAAUUUCUUCAGGGUCAAGGCAUAGAGGAAGAGAUGAAGAUCAAGAUUUUGGAUAUAAUUAAGGGGAUGGGUUUCAAGGAAGAAGUUGGAGGGCUUGCAAAUAUGAAUCAUUCCAUAGAGUUUGGGGUGGUGCAAGAUGCCGAUCGGCUUGAUGCUAUUGGUGCAAUAGGAAUCGCCCGUUGCUUUACUUUCGGCGGAAGCAGGCAUAGAGUUCUCCAUGACCCAAGAUUUCAACCUCGAUCAGAUUUGUCUAAGGAAAAUUACAUGAACAAAGAAGAGCAAACUACUGUGAAUCAUUUUCAUGAGAAGCUUCUCAAAUUGAAGGACUUGAUGAAGACAGAGGCUGGGAAGGAAAGGGCUGAAAAAAGGCACAAAUUUAUGGAGGAUUUUCUGAAAGAGUUCUAUGAAGAGUGGGAUGGGAGGGCUUAAAUGAGGGAGCAGUUUUCCACUUGAUGUUUCGUGUUCCUAAAUAUUAGUAGUUCUUUGUCUUGGUUGCACAUAACCAAAUUUCAAAAGUUCUAUAUAUAAUAAACUAAUUGACGGAGAACGUCUGCAUCCUAUGAUAGUCUCAUUAACAUAAAAGGAGAAUAGCUCUGAUUGAAGCAGAAAUGGUACAAAUUCUUUAACAUACCAGGACAUACGGUGGUAAAAGAGCUAAAGCACUUGUCUUGUUAGAUAGAAGUAGUGUAUGCUACUUCAGUUUCCUGAUUAAGCUUUCCACAAUCCAUUUAUUUGUUUGAAUGAAAGAAUCUGCCUUUAGGAAUCA